AUGGUCAACAUACUUUGUGUCAAUGACCUAAAGAACUACCCAUACGGAUCCACACAUCGCGAAGCCAAAGCCAUUGCCACAGGUACCUUAACUGUAGUAACAACCGAGACACACAGCUACCCUCGAGGCACCGUUUUGUUACUGGAAAGAACUAGCAAGAGCGUCAUUCCUUGUCUAGUGAACCGAUUACAUACGCACGCAGUAAACACAAAGGUGUUUAUCAAGAAGUGGAAUCUUGUAAAUCUACAGGAAGGAGCUAAUUCAUGCCAUCUGGAAUUCCGGUUGGAGUAUGUGUAUACAGACGAGGAGUGCAAAAAGUCGAUAUUGAAAGAAGCACUCCGGGCAGAUGCUUUUCCAUUCAACCAGAGCCUGAGACGUGAACAUCAGUACUACACACCUGGAGAUCAGCUUCAUUCAAGCAAGAACGUCUGCAUGGCAGGUAUUGUGUAUGCAGUGUCCACACUGUAUGUGCAGCCAGGCGAACCAGUCAUGUUCUUUGUACAAAUGACAAGCAGCAACAUCCAAACAGCAGACACCGGCGCAGAACUAACAGCUAUCAACGUGCUGUUUCGCGACAAUAAAUGGAUCGAGUACUACCGUUAUUUUCAAAUAGGAGGCGCCUUUGCAUUUCAAAACCUUGAAGUAGAUACCAUACACAGCACAGACCGCCACUCGUUCAAUGUCCUGACGUUUGGUCCCAGAACAAAUGUUCAAUCCAUCACAUUUUCACAGUACGAGAGCAUUUGCAGCAACCGAACCGACAGCAGCAGCGAACCACCCAGCAAGAAGCAAUUGACUUUGAUCCAUGUCCACAAACACAAGGCAUACACUGGCACCAUCACUCGUGUCAUUGACAGCAUGUUUGGCAUCUACGAAUUGGAUCACACAAUCAUUGUGUCUCUAUUCCACCUGUUUAGCUACGCUGCAGAUAUGCCAUAUCGAAUUGACACACAAGUGCGCCUACACCAUUUUCAUGCAGUGAUUGUGAAUCCUGAAGAUGGCAAAACCAGUUAUUUGUUACAGCACGUUUGGCAGGCCAACAAGGCGGACGAGGGCUACUUUGCGCUUGCUGCUUGCAUGCAAAGUCAUGUUGAAGUACUGAAAUUCCCCAAGAAUCACAACGUGUUUGAGGAGAUAACAAAGCCGUUCUUUCUAGCACACAAUACAGAUCUAGACUCACAGAUCAAGUCGAACGUUUACACAGAUAUCAUUCGUCGAAAAUCCACCUUUCAGCAACUGUUACGCCAAUUGGAGAUCUAUGCAGCAUUGACAGUCAAGUUUGUCGAUACGCAAAUUGUGAAGGAUAUUCACGGAUUCCAGCAUGCUUACAACACAGUGAGGAAUCAAGUAUUUGCAACAACGCAAACACCAGUCAUGCGGGCUGGAGACAUGAUCAAUGAUUUCGUAUUGCAUGAUACUGUCUGCUUGUUGGUGGGAGAGGGCAACCUUCGUAUAGUGAUUGAUGCCUAUCCAUCGCUAGACAAAAUCCAGGCCAAUUUAGAGACGAAACUUGAGGACCAUACGUUGGAUUUAGCUGGUGGAAAUACCAUGUUUGAAAAGGAAUAUGUGCUGACUCAAAAGGCGGAUUAUGAUCAGACGGCAGACUACUACAUUCUGGGCAUGCUGCAAGUGGCUCGCGAUGGCAGACUGUACCUGAUAGACAAUGAAUCUCGUGUUUUGUUCGUGCUGGCGGCACCCUCUUCGAACGCUAUAUCAGCCAGGACGGGAGAGAUCUGUAUGGUGCGACGUCUACACAUGUUUACAGAAGAUUUGGCUUUUGUAGACAAUGAAAAUGAGGAGUUGAUCCAACGAAAAGACCUGCGUCUGACGUAUUUUGUGUGCCAACACAAUGAUUUACUACUGCUGCGGGACACUGAAAAUGACAACGAAAGCGUCACUUUUUGCUUACCUGAUCUAGAAGAUGCUCCUCUGACAAGAAAGCUGGACAGGUUGUCUGUACCGCUCAAGCCUACUGGAGGAAGUAAUUAUCUGCCUACAGAGCACCGGUACCUGGCUGUCCAUGUAGUGAACCGGUUUCCGGUGGAGGUGUGUUUUACUACAAAUGGAACCGUCCAUCUUGAAUGUCGAGUGCUUGUGAAAAUGUACCAGAUUAAGGGCCUGGGUUCUACUGCUUCUCCAUCUGGCCCAAGUGGCAUUGUUGCCGAUGGCUCAAAAAACUAUGCUCUGGUGUUUACUUCUCUCAAGAAUUCACUGCAGUGGCACCUUGAUUUUCAAGUGGGCUCCUACUGGGUCAUCUACGGACUGGAUGCACCUGAAUCAUUCAUCGAAAGUAUUACCAAUAUCUCUCCUUUUGCGCUCACAAUAGAUGCCGACAAUCAUACAAUAUAUCCCAUAGUACCCUCAACUGACAGUACAAACAAGAUCCAAUUGACACCACACUACAGCCAAAACACAAUUGGACAGGACCCUCAGUCCGUGGUUUACAAUGUCUCUCAACUGACCGACACACACCUGCCACCUGGUAUCACUACCGCGACAAUACCGCAACAUUUCGCUGAGCAAUUGGUUCAUGUGCAGGGCGUCGUCAUCAUCAAGCGUUUCAUGGAAGGAUUUUCAUCCCAUGGCACACUCAACAAGCAUGCUUUCAAACUCUACAGUCAGCUAGGUAUCAGCACUGGCAAGACGAAUCGGAAACUAUUCGUUCAAUUACGCCAACCUGACAGCCUCCAAGUCAUUAGUAUCUACAUGGACGUGCACAAGACGCACUAUCCUGUGGGCUUGGUGAUAGGUGCAACAGUUACUUUCCGCAACUUGAUUCGUAAAAAGAAGGCCUAUUCAAACGAGGAGUUCUUCUUCUUGGCGAAUUCCGCAACAUGUAUACACAUCAACGACACAACACCCUCACCCAGCGUGGUAUCCAUGGAGCCUGCCCUCAUCCACACUCGUCUCAUCUCCUCCUUUUUGGACACUGUUAUUGGACGACCAAAGGAAGGCGAUAGACAGAUCUUUAGAUUGUUCUGCUACAUUCAUUCCAUCAUCAACCUCACCUUGAAGUGGGAGUGUCGAGAUUGCGGUUCCAUUGUGCGAAACAAUGAUUGUUAUGGUAUGUGUCAGGGCGCCUCCCGCGUGUUCUCUGUGCAUGCGUUUGUUCUGGUCAGUGAUGGUACGGGAAAUGCGACUGCAAGCAUUGAUGGUGAACGCCUGGUCUUUCGCCUACUCCAAUUAAGCUCAAACCAGAUUGAUGCGUUAAAGAACCUGGUGCUCAAUUACGGUCAAUUAGCCUAUGGGGGAUUGGGUGGAGGCAAGGUCACCACCAUGGACGAUGAAGAGGAGAGGAUGAGCUAUGAUCCCGAGAACGAUCAACGCAGCGCCAUGCAUGGAUAUACACUGGAAGAUCUCUGCAACAAUGCUAAAAGGGCGGGCCAGUUUUAUCUCUAUGGCCAAGAACAAAGCAGCGGCAAAAAGAGAGUCAGCGAUGAAUUUAAUGAGGAUUUGAUCAAGGAAUUCCAGCUUCGACGAUUCAAGAUAUCUGACAACGGGAGUUUAUUGAAAACUGCUGAAUUAUCCAAGCUAAGGAUCAAGGUGAUUGAAAUUACGUUCCCUGAUGCUCGCAUGGUUGCCUACGAAAUGCUGGAUUCUUUGAAUCAAAAUAAUAUACCCCCUGAAAGCGCCUCUGCUUCUCUACCUACCUCUAUAGAGGUAGCAGACUUUGAUUACACUGUGCAAUUAAGAUAG
Mucor velutinosus is the source of this 3696-nucleotide messenger RNA. Its product is annotated as serine/threonine protein kinase. Gene Ontology annotation, biological process: telomere maintenance via telomere lengthening; positive regulation of DNA replication. Lineage: Eukaryota; Fungi; Mucoromycota; Mucoromycetes; Mucorales; Mucoraceae. Bases 1 to 3696 code for a protein of 1231 amino acids. The record is from RefSeq and is a predicted model, not a curated record. The transcript has a single exon. Gene Ontology annotation, cellular component: CST complex. Gene Ontology annotation, molecular function: single-stranded DNA binding; telomeric repeat DNA binding.